This is a messenger RNA of Salvelinus fontinalis (brook trout), 6496 nucleotides long. Its product is annotated as tribbles homolog 2-like. The coding region runs from base 4023 to 4652 and encodes 209 amino acids. NCBI's taxonomy places the organism in Eukaryota, Metazoa, Chordata, Actinopteri, Salmoniformes, Salmonidae. The transcript is spliced from 3 exons. Gene Ontology annotation, molecular function: mitogen-activated protein kinase kinase binding; protein kinase activity; ATP binding. Gene Ontology annotation, cellular component: nucleus. The record is from RefSeq and is a predicted model, not a curated record. Gene Ontology annotation, biological process: positive regulation of proteasomal ubiquitin-dependent protein catabolic process; regulation of MAP kinase activity; protein phosphorylation.
AAGAGUUGUAUGGGCCCUUGGGUUGAUUGACGGUCGCGUUAGGCAUAGAGAGAUUGCAGCAGAUAUGGGCCUAUAUUGUAGCAAACGUCAUGCAAAUUCCGAUCAUCUCGAGGAGAUCACACUAGCCUAACCAUAAAACACCAUAUUUGGUCAAUCCACCAAGGUCAUAUGGAAGUUGAAUGUAGAAUAGAAUUAUAGCACUAUAAUAAACCUGAACUUGCUCACAAUGCAGCCAUCUAUUUUAGAUAUACAUAUAUAUAAAUAUACAGUAGUUACAUGUUUAUAGCUGUAGGGCAGGCCUAGCUGGUUGCCUUUUUUAAUGCAAAUUACCCACGGACUGUCCAAUAGGGCAUGCACAAUUACACAAUGCACUGUAUAGAUAAAUACCCGGUGUUGGCGCGAAAUUUGUCUCCUGAUAUUUUAUGCAUGAAUUGGAAAUACAGAAAAGUGAAUGGAGUGCAAAGCAGGCAGACAAGCAGGCAGCUCAGCUCGCGCGUGUCUCGAGAGCUAUGUGGGUCCGGUUGCAUGAUGUAACGUCGACAAAGCAGUUAGUAACUGCUCUCACAAACUAAUAGCCCGUGUAGCACUACCCAGUCCUUUGUUCCUCAUUGUUAAAAAAUGAAUAUGAGGUUUUCCCUCAUUCUCCUGCGCAUGCAGCCUGCUCUCAUAGACUAGACGUAAUAUAGUAAAUUAAAAUCUGGGAAACUGAAAUUAGUAACAAAUGUUACGUUUGGUAUGGUUACAUAAGACAGAUGGUUACUUAUGUCAAAACCUACAGUAGGGGGGUUGGUAGGGCGUGUAACGCAAAUGUCUAGCCAUCCAAAGGUUGCGAGUUUGAAUCUCAUCAGUGACAAAUUUAGCAUUUUAGCCCUCGGGGCUCCCGAGUGGUGCAGCAGUGUAAGGCACUGCAUCUCAGUGCUAGAGGCAACAGUACAGAUGCUGGUUCGAUUUCAGGCAGUAUCACAACUGGCUGUGAUUGGGAGUCCCAUAGGGUGCACGCACAAUUGGUCCAGUGUCGUCCGGGUUAGGGUUUGGUCGGAGUAGGCCGUCAUUGUAAAAAUGAAUUUGUUCAUAACUGGCUUGCCUAGUUAACCUCACUACUACUUUACAAAACAACAGAAAUCCCAUUAUAUAAAUUCCUCAAACAUACAAGUACUUUACACCAUUUUAAAGAUACACUUGUUGUAAAUCCAGCCACAGUGUCCGAUUUCAAAAAGGCUUUACGACGAAAGCACACCGAACGAUUAUGUUAGGUCAGAGCCAACUCACAGAAAAACACAGCCAUUUUUCCAGCCAAAGAGAGGAGUCACAAAAAGCAGAAAUGGAGAUAAAAUUAAUCACUAACCUUUGAUGAUCUUCAUCAGAUGACACUCAUAGGACUUCAUGUUACACAAUACAUGUAUGUUUUGCUCGGUAAAGUUCAUAUUUAUAUCCAAAAAUCUGAGUUUACAUUGGUGCGUUAUGUUCAGUAGUUCCAAAACAUCCGGUGAUUUUGCAGAGAGCCACAUCAAAAUAAUAAACAUUGCUAAAAGAUACAACUGUUAAGCAUGGAAUUUUAGAUCCACUUCUCCUUAAUGCAACCGCUGUGUCAGAUUUCAAAAAACUUUACGGAAUAAGCACACCAUGCAAUAAGUGCUCAGAGCCCAAACAACCCAAACAUAUAUCCGCCAUGUUGUGUAGUCAACAGAUGUCAGAAAUAGCAUUAUAAAUAUUCUCUUACCUUUGAUGAUCUCCAUCAGAAUGCACUCCCAGGAAUUCCAGUUCCACAAUAAAUAUUUGUUCUGUUCGAUAAUGUCCAUCAUUUAUGUCCAAAUACCUCCUUUUUGUUAGCGCGUUUAGCCCAGUAAUCAAAAUUCAUGAGGCGCGAUCACUAGGUGCAGACGAAAAGUCAAAAAUUCCGUUACAGUCCUUAGAAACAUGUCAAACGAUGUAUAGAAUCAAUCUUUAGGAUGUUUUUAACAUAAAUCUUUAAUAAUGUUCCAACCGGAGAAUUCCUUUGUCUUCAGAAAUGCAAUGGAACGCAAGCUAACUAUCACGUGAACGCGCCUAGUCAGCUCGUGGCUCUCUGGCAGACCUCUGACUCAAUCCCCUCUCAUUCACCCCCACUUUACAGUAGAAGCAUCAAACAAGGUUCUACAGACUGUUGACAUCUAGUGGAAGCCUUAGGAAGUGCAAUAUGACCCUAUAGACACUGUGUAUUCGAUAGGCAAAGAGUUGAAAACUACAAACCUCAGAUUUCCCACUUCCUGGUUGGAUUUUUUCUCAGGUUUAUGCCUGCCAUAUGAGUUCUGUUACACUCACAGACAUCAUUCAAAUGGUUUUAUAAACUUCAGAUUGUUUUCUAUACAAAUCUACUAAUUAUAUGCAUAUUCAAGCUUUUAUGGCUGAGUAGCAGGCAGUUUAAUUUGGGCACGCUUUUCAUCCAAAAUUCCCAAUGCUGCCCCCUACCCUAGAGAAGUUAAAUCAAGGUUAAAUAAAUACAAAAUUAAAUAAUUAGCAACUACUUACUACUUUGCAACUACUUAGCAUGUAGCUAACCCUAACCUUAACCCUGUUAGCUAACCCUAAUGCUAAUGUUAGCCACCUAGCUAGAAUUUGUAACAUAUCAUGAGUUUAGCAAAUGCUUAACAUAUUGUACGUUUUGCAAAUUCGUAGCAUAUAAUACGAAUUGUAAUUCAUAACAUAGCAUAGAAAAUGGUAGAUGGACAUCCAGAAAUGAAUACAUACCAUACGAAACAUACAGUACCAUACUAAAAUGGAGACACUUAUUUACUUACAUAAUAAUACGAAAUGCUCUGAGACCAGGUUGGCACAUAGUACAGAGCUCCGCUUUUCUUUACUACCAAAAUGACCCACCAUUUCCCACGGUAAAUGGGUGUAUACUAUAAUCAUGUUUCAGUUUUUCUAGUGCAAUAUGAAUAUAAUAUAUAUGAAUGUAGUUAAAUCUCCAACUUGUUGUUGUUUUUCUCAUAGGACACACAUCACCAGAGGUUCUGAAAGAUCCGAUAUGUGGUCGACUUGUCGGAUAGGACUUCAAUUUGUGCAUAGGGCAACCCUUUGGCCUUUGUUUCCACCUCUGUACAGUACAUUAUUGACUUAACUGUAAAUCGACAUGAAUGUAAAUACCCUUACGGUAACUCUUCACAUGAAAUUCCACUGUUUCCACCACUGUAAAGUACAUUAUUGACUUAACUGUAUAUUAGGAUUAUUGGCGCAUUGGAUACAUGUACCCUUUGGUACAUUCAAAUGAUUAACCCUAAACAAGGUCAUCAACCUGACCUGAUUAAUAGGAAAAAUAGUUUGUCUAAAAGCACACAGGCCCCAUCGGAGCACAGUCCUAGAAUGAUAAGUAUGGCCUUUGGCACUGUAACUGCCACCGCCAGCGAGCUAUAUUUAUACAUCUGACCUCCAUUUUUACUGAAUGUUGCCAAGCAACAUCAAAGAUCAAUUUGUAAUCUCAGAAUUGACAGUUUACUGCCUAGGCGUAUUAGUAGAACCCAGCUACAAUUCUAGACCUUGAGAAGCACACACACACUGCGGGGUGAGCCAGAGCCUGCUGUUUUCUACCCAUUUAUCGACUUGGAGUCGAGAGGCUCGUUCACCUGGGCCUGCACUUGCUGAAAGUCAAGGUGGAGCACUGAGGUAGAGGGGUUACUAUGGAAACCGGGGGAGCCUGUAGCAUAUGCAAGGAAGGCGACAGCGCCAAUGUUGCCAAAAUGUUCACGUUCAGGUAUAAAUGUAUGCAUGCAGAAUAUGGAAUGGUUACCCUGUAGUUCUAUGUGUCUACCUUUCUAUCUGCAGCAGCAAACUAAAUGUUGCACUCCAUGGAAAGAACCUUGGUCUGAAGGUUCUGGAGCCCUGGGGGCGUAGGCAUAUUCAUUAAGGUGUUUGAGAUAGGCCGUUACCAGGAGUCCCUGGCAGCCUACUUCGCCCUGGGCAGACAUGAGCACAUCAACCAGGUGGUGGAGAUCCUGCUGGGGGAGCAGCGGGCCUACGUCUUCUUCGAGAGGAGCCACGGAGACAUGCACUCCUUCGUCCGCACUUGCAAGAAGCUACGCGAGGACGAGGCCGCCAGACUCUUCCGUCAGAUAGCCUCGGCUGUGGCGCAUUGCCAUGACAACGGCGUGGUCCUCCGGGACCUCAAGCUGAGGAAGUUUGUCUUCCGGAACGAGGACAGGAGCCUUGUGAAGCUGGAGAGCCUAGAAGACACCUACAUCCUGGAGGGCCAUGACGACUCUCUGUCAGACAAACAUGGCUGCCCCGCCUACGUCAGCCCCGAGAUCCUCAACGCCAGCGGCAGCUACUCGGGCAAGGCGGCCGAUGUCUGGUCCCUGGGCGUCAUGCUCUACACCAUCCUGGUGGGCCGCUACCCCUUCCACGACGUAGAACCCGGCUCCCUGUUCAGUAAGAUCCGCCGGGGCCACUUCAGCAUCCCAGAGACCCUGACGCCCAAGGCCAAGUGUCUGAUCCGGAGUAUCCUCCGCCGGGAGCCUGCAGAGCGUCUCACGUCCCGGGAGAUCCUGGAGCACCCCUGGUUCUUAUCCUCCGGGGCAGCAGGUGGCGCUGUGGUCCAGGGGAGAGGGGAGAGGGAGCAGGAGCAGACUGUGCCCGAGGUGAACAUGGAGGAGGAGCUGGAUCAGUUCUUCAGCUGAGCAGACGGGAAACAGGAAGCACAAAGGGAGGACUACCCCACAACGCGGAACAAAUGCGACACGCUCGGAAAGAGCCUAACGGUAGAUUAGUUGUUUAGCAGGUGAAACAUUGUCACUCACAGAAAAGGUGUUUCCAUCUUUUUUUCUUUCCAUUCCAUGGAAAACCAACCUCGAGGCGGAGCCGGGUGGUGAAUGGCUCACAAACAUCACGGUGGCGGGGCUUCUGUUAAGAGGAGUUGCCGCCACUAGACAUGCAAGUCGCAAACAAUGUAGCAAACAUAAUCUUUUAUUUCUUUUCGUAGUGCUUUUAAGAGUAGAUACAUACGACAUGUUGUGACGCUACAGCAAGCACGAAGGGACACAAGACCUCAGCCAAGGAGAACAAGACACAUGUCAGUCAGUCAAACUGCUACUACACUCCUCUGAGUUUUCACACGACCAGGUAUAAAUUGCCCACUAACCACAGAUCUAAGGUCAGAUAACCCAACCCUCAGUCCUAAACCAUUAUUAGGAGGAUUAAAACAAUAUCUGACCCUGGACCAGUGAUUAGGGCCAACUUCUACCUACUCCGUUCGAACAAUCAUCAAGACAGAUGACCUCAUUUUUGGUUGCUCACUCAUUGUUUGUCUCUCAUUACCUAACAUGACCUUUGAUCCUAGGUUAUAAAGCUCUUACUGACAUAGAAGACGGAUAGUCGCUCAAUUAUUGUACGUACCCGUCUUCAGAAACCUGUGUGCUUCAUCAUCUUUUUCUGUGUAGCCUUAUUCCUCUUCCCCACUUAUUGUGUGCAUUUCUUUAAUAAAACGUAUGUUCCACCACCAUUCACUUAUCAUUAAUUAAUAAGGUUUUAAGUCUGUUAUCACCUUGUUGUAUUAAGCUAUCUUAUUCAGUUGUUACUGCUGCUUUGAUAUCUUCUCCUUAACCUUCAUUUGUAACCUCUCUCUCGUUAAGCCUUCACCAGUUGCAUAAUGCACUUGAUUUGUUUAGGCUCAGUGAACGAUCGUUUUCACCUCUCUAGAUGCGCUUUCUCUAUUUAAGUUUAGCUUUUCAUUUGUAGGAACGGAAAACGUUACGUUUUAUUUAAAUUGUAACAUCAACUAUAUAAAUAUAAAUAUAUAUAUAUUUAAAAAAACAUUGCAGGGUUUUUCGUUUCUUUUUCAGAGAUUCCUUUUUACAUGUAUGUAUUGUAGGCAAUAUUUUGGACACAGGACAGGUGCGAUGGGAAAAAGGCUGUCCGAAGUUUUUAGAAAAAACAAUUCAACUUUUGUGCCAGUAUUUCUGUGCCCCCACCACCCAUGCCGACUUCAGUCACCCUUAAUAUAUUUUAUUUUGAACUUGAAACCAAUUAUUAAAAGAUACUAUCACAGUAACAUGUUCUGCAGUAGCCCAUGUUGAUUUUCUUCUGCCUGCGUAGGUCCUGUGAAACUGUCCUGUUCUGAAUGGGUAUCAGUGGACAUGUUUUGUCGUAUCUCAAUGUUACUUGAAUUUGUGUUUUUAUUAAUAACUAGUCCUCGGCAUGUGCCCUAUGAAUGCUAUCGCCUGCCUAGCAGGGUGAAACAAAACUAGCUUGUUUUUAUAAAAGUAAAAACACAAGUGAACAUUUUAUCAGAAAUUUGCUAUUUUGAGUCGCUUUUAAAACUGACUAUUGCUUUUACUUUGUUUCGUAGAAUGAGCUGCCCAUAUUUGCGUUUAGUGCGGAUUUGGUGCUAAUGUUCAAGGAGUCUUUUUGUUUUGGAGGGGAGUGGUGCAUGGUGGGAAUUCUGCCUCGGAUGUUCUGAUUGUAAAAUGUAACAGAUUUUUGGUGUUUUGUCCAAAUUUAUUCAGUAAAUAAAUUGUGAACUGCA